UGAUAAACAAAGACAAGUCUUUAUUAAUCAUGCGUCCAUAGCUCAACAACUUUGCCUCCGUUUAACUUCCUUGACUUUUCUUGCAACAAUGAAGAAGCUCAUCAGUUUUAUAUUUCUAAUAUCUCUCGUUUUUGUGGAUUCAAAGUCAUAUGAAGGUUACCAGGUUUACCAAACUGCACCGUUAACAUGGGAAAGCUUGAAACUGAUUCACGACAAUGUGCUCAGAAAUUCCAUUUAUCAAAUUUGGAACGAGCCAAAGGUAGGUUUGCCUGCGCAAAUAGUGGCCUGUUGCCAGCAUUCAGGAAAAGAACUGGCCAAUUUACUGGAGUCAAUGGACUUACGCCCUCAGCUGCUUGUGGAUAACAUCGAAAGGAUUUUCCAACAAGAGAGAGAACAAAUUGACCUUAUUCGAAAGAGAGAUGAAUUCAGCACAAGUCGAAAUGUCACCUUUGAAAGAUUUAUGGAUUAUGACGAAAUUUCACUUUAUUUGACUGAAGUAGCCGCCACUUAUCCAGAAAUCGCUCAACUCGCAUCAAUCGGGACAAGCUACGAGGGUCGGCAGCAAAAUUUAUUGAAGUUAUCGAAUGGAAACGGGGUGCCGAAAAUUGGCAUUUUCAUUGACGCAGGAAUUCACGCAGCAGAGUGGCUCGGGCCCUCCGUGGCUCUCAACACAAUUUUUCAACUUACGGCCAACUCGAGCGCCAAUCAAGUCUUUUUGGACAUGGCCGACUGGUACAUUUUGCCUGUGGCCAAUCCAGACGGAUACGUCUUUUCUUGGACAGAGGACCGAUUAUGGAGAAAAACGCGCCGGCCCAAUGAGGGAUCCGACUGCGUUGGAGCAGAUCCUAAUAGGAAUUUUGAUAACCACUGGGGAGAGGGUGGUGAGACUGAUCCUUGUUUGUGGAAUUACCCUGGCCCAAACGUUUAUUCCGAAAUCGAAUCAAAGAACAUCGCAGACUACUUGCUCAGCUUAAAAGGAGACUUGCAUUUGUACAUAGCUACACACUCAUAUGGACAGCUUUUGCUGCACCCAUACGGUUACACCACAUCGGAAGUGCCUCCAAAUUACAACGAAAUGUACUCUGCCGCUAAUUUGACUGCCUCAGUUUUGGAGUCUGUGAGAGGGACAGAGUACACAUUCGGCAGCAGUGGAGUGGUCCUUUACCUCGCGUUUGGAAAUACCCAAGACUUUGCCUACGAGGCGGCCGGCGCUCGGUUCUCAUACACAUGGGAACUUCCCGCCGGUGGACCAAAUGGAAAUGAUCCUCCAGCGACGGACAUCAAACCUGUCGUUGAGGAAACUUGGGCAGCAUAUCAAGCUUUGAUCCAACGCGUUUAUGACACAGUGUAUCCCAAUUAAAAUAAACUAAUUGGC
Molecule: messenger RNA, 1375 nt
Organism: Neocloeon triangulifer
Lineage: Eukaryota; Metazoa; Arthropoda; Insecta; Ephemeroptera; Baetidae
Product: carboxypeptidase B-like
Exons: 9
Coding region: 89-1360 (423 amino acids)
Biological process (GO): proteolysis
Molecular function (GO): metallocarboxypeptidase activity; zinc ion binding
Source: RefSeq, a predicted model, not a curated record